Molecule: messenger RNA, 1545 nt
Organism: Dermacentor silvarum
Lineage: Eukaryota; Metazoa; Arthropoda; Arachnida; Ixodida; Ixodidae
Exons: 2
Coding region: 1-1545 (514 amino acids)
Molecular function (GO): catalytic activity
Source: RefSeq, a predicted model, not a curated record
AUGGCCCACAAAAACACCGACACAGUGAUAUGGCAGUGGAACUGUCGAGGCUACCACCACAAACAGCCCGUUCUUCGUCAACACCUUCGCACAUCUUCACGUGAACCGGAUGUACUCAUACUCCAGGAAACGCACGAGACGCCGAUCACCCUUCCCGGAUAUCAACCCUUCAUCGCUGCCAACGCCCCCCACGGAGUGUCCACGCUCGUCCGACACAGAAUCACCGCAAUCGAACACGAUCUCCACGACCGUCGCACCGAACACCUUUUCAUUGAACUCAUCCCACACAAAAAGCGGACGGACGGCAUCUUCAUCCUGAAUAUUUAUAACGCCCCGUCCCUACGCCACAGUCGCUUUCUAGCGCUCUUUAAAAAGGCCCUGAACGCCGCAGGCAGCAGCCCCCUCGUCAUCGGCGGCGACUUCAACCUGCUGCACACAGGUUGGGGCUACAAACACUGCUCCGCUGCGGGCCGUAACCUUUGGCAAGACUCCCACGAUCUCGGCUUCACUCUCAUCACAGACCCGACGUUCCCCACACGCCUCGGCACCUCCACUGCGCGAGACACGACGCCCGACCUCACGUUCUCCAAAAAUGUAGUGAACGCUCAAUGGCGCAAUACUGAAUACGACCUCGGCAGCGAUCAUUCGAUCAUUGAAAUUACUCUCCCGCACCUCACAGCUGUAUCUACGAGAACGAGGGAGUUCACGUGGGUGGACUGGGACGCCUUCCGCAAACAUCGCACAGCAGAAACUACAGACACCCCGAUCACCGAUAUAGAAUCUUGGUCGCGCGACCUUUUAUCAGAUACCCAAUUGGCUACUCGCACUAUCAAAACCGAUGCCCCGACUGAACGUAUGGAUAGUCGGCUUGCCCACCUCAUUGAAGCCAAAACGGCCAUCCUCUCUCGGUGGAAGGGUCAACGACUCAACAAACGACUCAGGAAAAAGGUUGCACUACUUAACGAGAAUAUAAAAGAACACUGCCGAGUCCUUAAUCAACAGCAAUGGGCGGAGCUUUGCAAUUCUCUAGACGGGCAACUCCACCACUCCCGCUCGUGGAAAAUCCUAAAACAUCUUCUCGACAAUACCAGCACCCGUUCACAACAGCAGGAUCGUCUUACCAAACUCCUAUUCACAGAAACCAAGACGCGCGGCCAGGACCACGUCACAAAUACCUUAUGCCAAAAGUACAUCCCCUCCGGGCCAGCAAAGCCUCAAGGCCCGUACACGGGGUCCUCGAACUCAGCCCUCGAUGAGGACUUCAGCGUGGCCGAGGUACACGCUGCUCUGCGCAAAUUGAACAGCCGUUCAGCCCCAGGUCCGGACGGCGUCACCAACAAAGCUCUGAGAAACCUAGACGACCCCUCGGUGGAACAGCUCACCGAGUACAUAAACGACUGCUGGCGGCAAGGGUCCAUUCCCUCAUCAUAUAAAACGGCCAAGGUGCCCUCUGGUACGUACUUGAAGAUGCACACACUCUUCAAGUGUUCACGCUGCAACGCCAGAGAACGUGCUCUUGGCAUGCAAGCCAAGAGCACGUUCUAA